AUGGAGAGCUACAACAAAUUCCUGGCCGAAAAUGUCCUUACAGAGGAUAAAGUGAUCACAUAUCGGUUUUUGAGCCGGACACUACAGGUCCAUGUCAACACAGCAAAGCAGAUGCUCUACGAAUUCCACAGGAGCCAAAAUGCGAAGCGUCCUGGAGCCGUGCAUGCCACAUACCUGGUCUAUGGCACCAAGAAAGCUACAAGUGCACCAUCGGAAUCCCAGAAUGGGACCGAUGGUGACAUUGAGAUGACAAGCUCAGCACCAGAGGUUGAAUCCCUUGCCGACGUUGUGCCUGCGUCUACACUAUGCCUCGUCUCUGAAGAACAACUCAAAGACAAUCUUGCGGACUAUGAGGAGGUCACUUCGAUUCACGUGUACAGCAUUGCACCUCACCCAACAAAGGAUAUGGCGCUGCUAGUCGAUGCUGCCAACCAGGUGCUUAGCCUCAAUGCCAGUGACGAAGGAAAGAAUCUUGCUUCCAUCACCAACCCUAGAGUGCGACGUAGGGAACGACAAGGGGUUGCUCUCAAGGCUGCCGCUGCCUCUGCCGCGGCAGCAGUGAAACCCCAGGCAAAGCCCGCAUUUUCGAAUGUCAAAGAGGAGUCGAAGCCUACCCAACCUGUCCAGGAGACGGUUGCGAAAGCUCUCUCUUCAGGGCUUACUAAGAAACCCGCCUCGUCUCUGAAGCGGGGUGGCAAUUCUGGAAUUAUGCAGGCGUUCUCGAAAGCAGCAACCAAACCAACCAAGGUUAAUAAGGAAGCAGAGGCUGCAACUCCCAGUAGCGAGGAUUCGAGCUUGCAACCCAUGUCGGAUGAUGGGGAGGACGACGAUGAGAUGUCGCAACCGAAACCCCGGGCUGGGCCGGGAUUUAGGACCAAGAGGCAGAGGGAGGAGGAACUUCGACAAAUGAUGGAAGAGGAUGACGAGGAAGAGGAAGCACAAGAGAAGGAGGAGACGCCCGAAGAGGAACCAAUGGAAGAAGAGGAACCUCCAGCGCCGGAGCCUGUGAAAGAGGAGGAGGCGGAAGUGGUUACUACUUCUGCCAAUGGCCGGCGGCGCGGCAAGAGACGGAUCAUGCGCAAGAAACAAAUUAUGGAUGACCAGGGGUAUCUCGUCACCAUUCAAGAACCCGGAUGGGAGUCUUUCUCGGAAGAUGAGGCACCUCCGCCGACCAAGCCCAAGACCACGAGCGCAGCUCCUCCGGCGCAGGCUUCAAAGCCGAAGAAGGCUGGACCAAAAGGUCAAGGCAACAUCAUGUCAUUCUUUUCCAAGAAGUGA
Molecule: messenger RNA, 1278 nt
Organism: Chaetomium fimeti
Lineage: Eukaryota; Fungi; Ascomycota; Sordariomycetes; Sordariales; Chaetomiaceae
Product: DNA polymerase subunit Cdc27
Exons: 6
Coding region: 1-1278 (425 amino acids)
Biological process (GO): DNA synthesis involved in UV-damage excision repair; DNA strand elongation involved in DNA replication; DNA replication
Cellular component (GO): delta DNA polymerase complex; nucleus
Molecular function (GO): DNA-directed DNA polymerase activity
Source: RefSeq, a predicted model, not a curated record